Molecule: messenger RNA, 3853 nt
Organism: Xyrauchen texanus (razorback sucker)
Lineage: Eukaryota; Metazoa; Chordata; Actinopteri; Cypriniformes; Catostomidae
Product: COP9 signalosome complex subunit 3-like
Exons: 12
Coding region: 113-1384 (423 amino acids)
Biological process (GO): ubiquitin-dependent protein catabolic process
Cellular component (GO): COP9 signalosome
Source: RefSeq, a predicted model, not a curated record
GUCAAACCUCGCGAUAUCUGGAUGUAGUUGGCGGCUGUGGGCCCGUCACUUCUGUGUAGUAGAGUUGCUUCUGACAUUUGAAUGAAAAACAGCUUAACAAAAGCGCGAAACUAUGGCUUCAGCUCUGGAGCAGUUCGUGAACAAUGUGCGGCAACUCUCCGCUCAAGGUCAGAUGACUCAACUAUGCGAACUGAUCAAUAAAAGUGGGGAGCUUCUGGCCAAGAACCUAUCCCAUCUGGACACUGUUCUUGGAGCUUUGGACAUUCAAGAGCACUCCCUUGGUGUUUUAGCUGUUCUGUUUGUGAAGUUUUCCAUGCCAAGCAUCCCUGAUUUUGAGACCUUGUUUUCCCAAGUCCAGCUCUUCAUCAGCACCUGCAACGGAGAACAUAUCCGAUAUGCCACAGACACAUUUGCUGGUCUAUGCCACCAGUUGACAAAUGCCCUUGUAGAAAGAAAACAGCCCUUGCGUGGAAUAAGUAUAAUCAAACAGGCCAUAGACAAAAUGCAAAUGAACACAAACCAGCUUACCUCAGUUCAUGCAGACCUGUGUCAGUUAUGCCUCUUAGCUAAGUGCUUCAAACAUGCAGUUCCAUUCCUAGAGUUGGACAUGAUGGAUAUUUGUAAGGAGAACGGAGCGUAUGAUGCAAAGCACUUUCUAUGUUAUUACUACUAUGGCGGAAUGAUCUACACAGGUCUCAAGAACUUUGAGCGAGCACUGUAUUUUUUUGAACAGGCAAUAACCACUCCAGCGAUGGCUGUUAGUCACAUCAUGUUAGAAGCGUACAAGAAGUACAUUCUGGUGUCCCUUAUCCUUCAUGGCAAAGUACAGCAACUACCCAAAUACACAUCACAGAUCGUGGGAAGAUUCAUCAAGCCCCUCAGUAAUGCUUACCAUGAGCUGGCUCAGAUGUAUGCCUCCAACAAUCCUGCAGAGCUCCGUGGUGUGGUGAACAAAUAUAGCGAGACGUUUACACGGGACAGCAACACCGGUCUAGUCAAACAAUGUCUGUCCUCGCUCUACAAGAAAAACAUUCAGAGGCUAACCAAGACAUUCUUGACGUUAUCUUUACAAGACAUGGCAAGUCGAGUUCAGCUUUCCGGCGCUCAAGAAGCUGAGAAAUAUGUCUUACAUAUGAUUGAGGAUGGUGAGAUUUAUGCAAGUAUCAACCAGAAAGACGGCAUGGUCUGUUUCCAUGACAACCCUGAGAAAUACAACAACCCUGCAAUGCUCCACAAAAUUGACCAAGAGAUGCUGAAAUGUAUAGAGUUGGAUGAGAAACUAAAGUCCAUGGAUCAAGAAAUCACUGUAAACCCCCAGUUUGUGCAAAAGAGUAUGGGAACGCAAGAGGAUGAUGUCGGCAGCAAGACGUCAAGCUACUCUUGAGGCUAUCGGGCAGCUCAAUGCUUUGCCCUGCCGCCCCUCAUCCCAAAGCUGGAAAACCUUCACGAGAGCAAAAUCAGUUCUAUUGAGUAUGGACUAUAUUGGAGGAAAACAUAAAUGUGUGGAAUUUGUAUUGUUCUGUCACAGUGCACCCUAAACAAGAACUCAUUUUUGUCAGUGUUUUAUUUAUCAGUGCUUGGUUGAAAUGCCACUGCAUCAUUUAUGAUCAUACAAAUAAAGAUACUGGACUACUUUGUUCAAAAUAGUGGUCAGAAUUGCAUGUGUAUACUUAUCUACAUUGCAACAACACAAAAUGAAAAAUAAUAAUUUUUUUGAACUAUUUACAACCAGUUAAAGGAAUAGAGCCAUAUCUACAGUUGAAGUCAGAAUUUGACAUACUCUGCCAAAUACAUUUAAACUCAGGUUUUCACAAUUCCUGACAUUUAAUCAUAGAAAACAUUCGCUGUCUUUGGUCAAUUAGGAUCACUAUUUUAUUUUAAGAAUGUGAAAUGUCAGAAUAAUAGUAAUAAUUAUUUAUUUAAGCUUGUUUAACUUGGGUCAAUCUUUUUUGGUAGCCUUCCACAAGCUUCUCGCAAUAAGCUGCUGGAAUGUUUGUCCAUUCCUCCAGACAGAACUGGUGUAACUCAGUCAGGUUUGUAGGCCUCCUUGCUCGCACAUGCUGUUUCAGUUCUGCCCACAAAUUUUCUAUUGGAUUGAGGUCAGAGCUUGUGAUGGUCACUCCAAUACCUGGACUUUGUUGUCCUUGAGCCAUAUUUCUGCAACUUUGGCGGUAUGCUUGGGGUCAUUGUCCAUUAAAGACCCAUUUGCGGCAGGCUGAUGUCUUGAGAUGUAGCUUCAAUAUAUCCACAAAAUGUUCCUUCCUCAUGAUUCCAUCUUUUUUGUGAAGUGCACCAGUCCCUCCUGCAGCAAAGCACCCCCACAAAAUGAUCCUGCCACCCCCUUGCUUUACAGUUGGGAUGGUGUCCUUCGGCUUGUAAGCCUCACCCUUUUUCCUCCAAACAUAAUGAUGGUCAUUUUGGCCAAACAGUUACAUUUUUGUUAAAAUUAGACCAGAGGAUAUUUCUCCAAAAAGUAAGAUCUUUGUCCCCUUGUGCACUUGAAAACUGUAGUCUGGCUUUUUUAUGGUGGUUUUGGAACAGUAACUUCUUCCUUGCUGAGCAGCCUUUCAGGUUAUUGCGAUAUAGGACUUGUUUUACUGUGGAUAUAGAUACUUGUCUACCUUAUUCCUCCAGCAUCUUUACAAGGUCCUUUGCUGUUGUUCUGGGAUUGAUUUGCACUUUUCACACCAAACUACUUUCAUCUCGGUUAGACAUCAGGCGUCUCCUUCCUGAGCAGUAUUAUGGCCGCAUGGUCCCAUGGUUUUUAUACUUGCGCACUAUUGUUUGUACAGAUGAACGUAGUUCCUUCAGGCAUUUGGAAAUUGCUCCCAGGUAUGAGGUCUUGGCUAAUUUCUUUUGAUUUGCCCUUGAUGUCAAGCAAAGAGGCACUGAAUUUUAAGGUAGGCCUUAAAAUACAUUGACAAGAACAUCUCUAGUUCAGUACACCUCCUAUCAGAAGCUAAUUGGUUAAUUGUUUAAAGGUUUGACAUCGUUUUCUGGAAUUUUCCAAGCUGCUUAAAGGCACAGUUAACUUAAUGUAUGUAAACUUCUGACCCACUGGAAUUGUGAUAUAGUCAAUUAAAAGUGAAACAAUCUGUCUGCAAACAAUUUUUGGAAACAUUACUCAUGUCAUGCACUUUAACGACUUGGCAAAAAUAUAGUUUGCUAAUAAUAAAUCUGUGGAGUGGAUAAAUGUGUUUUAAUGACUUCAACCUAAGUACAUGUAAACUUUAAACUUCAACUGCAUCUGACCAAUAUGAUAUACCGAUUCCACAGAAUGAUCUUAACAUCAACAGAGGGAGUCAUCAUUUUGGUGCUGUAAAAUACAAAAUCCUGCUAUGUUUUUUCUGUCUUGAUUUUUACAUUUAGUACAUUUUUAUAUUUGUAUGAUCAGCUCACAGAGUGACAGCUUCUCUAAUUGUAUGUUCAUUCACCCCAAAACCACAUUAACUUAACUGAAUGACCCACUGUUUGAUGUAAUGUUUAUCACCCUGAAGAUGAAUGUGUGAAUUGCUGUUCCUUCAGUCAACUCUACGGCAUAGGAGUGAUUUAUAAGAUGUCAGGUAUGUAGGCCUGUGGCUAAGCAGUUGUGCUGUUGUUUCAGUCCUCUAGAGGUCUCCCAUGUUGUGGGGUAUACCAUAAAUAAAUUAGUCAUGAAAGUCUUGGAAGCUAACACAACUAUUUUAAAGUGAAUCUCACAAAUACAUGUUGGGGUUAUGUUUCUCACAUAUAACAUGUUUGGUAUAAUUGUCAUUAAAAUAAAAAUCAAUAAUUAUCUUUUCGAAAUUCAGGCAAUUUAUUUUUAUGUAAUUGUAGAUACGGGUCAAAUUUGACCCAGACAUGUGCUUGACUG